Phaeodactylum tricornutum CCAP 1055/1 is the source of this 402-nucleotide messenger RNA. RefSeq lists its product with no specific name. Gene Ontology annotation, cellular component: nucleus; MutSalpha complex. The record is from RefSeq and is a predicted model, not a curated record. Gene Ontology annotation, biological process: mismatch repair. The transcript has a single exon. The annotation marks the transcript as partial. Gene Ontology annotation, molecular function: mismatched DNA binding; ATP-dependent DNA damage sensor activity; ATP binding. NCBI's taxonomy places the organism in Eukaryota, Bacillariophyta, Bacillariophyceae, Surirellales, Neidiaceae.
CAGCGUGUUGUAAUAAUCAGCGGUCCCAAUGGUGGUGGAAAGACACUAGCCAUGAAAUCUUUCGGAUUAGUUUGCUCGCUAUGUAAGAUUGGGAUUCCUGUGCCAACGAAUUCCAAGGAAAGACCUCACGUGAAUUUCUUCGACGAUAUCUUUACCUCGAUCGGCGAUCAGCAAAACGUAGAGAAGGGACAAUCAACUUUCAUGGCCCAGCUUAGUACCUACUCAAAAUUGAUCACCGCUGUCCAGCGAGUAGACACAGCAGCGAUAUCCACACCAAACACGUUGAUUCUCAUGGACGAACUCGGAAUGGGCACCGAAGCCAACGCUGGCGGCGCAAUUGCUCAAGCUGUCAUUGAGAAACUUUUGGAGUCGCCUUCGUGCCACAUCGUCGCGACCACACAU